AUUACUGAACCGAUCAACGGGGUCUAGUUCAGACGGCCUAGAGCCCUAGACUCGCACGGCGAAAAGAAAUCAAAUUGAGGUUUCGAAGAGAAAAACCCUCCGGAAAAGAUGAUGAAACUACCAUAUCAAUUUCCGAAUCCGAACCACUAGAAUCCGAUUCAAAUCGCAUCCAUGGCACCCACAAGCUCCUAAAUCAUAUAGUAUCGGUAUGGCGUUGCAGGUAUCCCUUAAGGCUUACAUCAGCUUCUAACUUUUGGCAUUUUGAAAAAUCUCCCUUGUAGUGAAACAGCAUUCUUGUUGCAGAUAAUCCAUCACAAUCAUGAUCAAUAACACCACAAAAGACGAUGAAUAUGGAGUUCUAUUAUACUACAACUACACCAACAUCCCAAAUCUCACUGACCUCUCCACCUUCUACACCACCAACUGCACCUCCCUCUCUCUCCUCGGCCGCAUCCGCCUCUCCCCUCACGGAGUCAACGCCACAAUCGGCGGUCAACUCUCCUCUCUAAAACAACACAUCACCCAACUCACCCAAAAAUACCCUUCCUUCACCUCAACCGAUUUCAAACUCUCAACAUCCACAAACCCUAAAAGCAACAACAAAAUAGCACAAGAAACCGGUUUCACAUCUCUCUCAAUCCGAAUCGUUAAACAACUCGUCACUUUCACCUCCCGCGCUCUUCCCAACCCGCCAGAACUCUCAAUUUCAAACGCCGGGCAGCAUUUAUCUGCCCGAGAAUUCCAUUCCGUUCUUGAAACUGCCCGAGAUUCGGGAAAACAAAAUCUCGUGCUCUUAGAUGCGAGAAAUUUAUACGAAACAAGAAUCGGGAAAUUUUCUUCCCCAAAUUUUGAAACUUUGGAUCCGAAAAUCCGACAGUAUAGCGAUCUUUCUAAUUGGGUUGAUGAUAACUCCGAAAAAAUACGCGGGAAACAGAUAUUAAUGUAUUGUACAGGUGGCAUUAGGUGUGAGGUGGCAUCUGCGUAUAUCAAAUCUAAAGGGGAGGGUUUUGAAAAUGUUUUUCAAUUAUAUGGAGGAAUUCAAAGGUAUAUGGAAGAGUUUCCUGAAGGUGGUUUUUUCAAAGGAAAGAAUUUUGUUUUUGAUCAUAGGGUUUCGGUUGCCAGCUCAGAUCCAAGAAUCUUGGGGAGUUGUUUGGUUUGUGAAAUCCCGUUUGAUGAUUAUUCUUCUAGAAGCCGAUGUAAUUACUGUCGGAUGUUGGUGUUAGUGUGCCACGCGUGCGAGGGUAAAAACGGAAAGUUAUUUGUUUGUGAGUUAUGUCAGAAAUACGAUAAGCUUGUUGAACAUGGAAAAAAUUCAAAUGUCAUUAUUGCCCCUCGGAAAAAACUUAGGAUUUUAUGCUUACAUGGGUUCCGACAAAACGCGUCUAGUUUCAAAGGGCGAACCGCGUCUUUUGUUAAAAAACUAAAAAACAUCGCGGAGUUUGUUUACAUCGACGCGCCACAUCAGCUCCGGUUCAUUUACCAAGAGAAAAAAAACGCUGACGUGGCAUUCGCGCAACCGAAAUCCGGAUGCAAUAGGAAGUACGCGUGGUUGAUCGAUCCGAAUGAUGACAUGGACAAAAGUGGGGACAUGGGUACGGAUUGGGAAACGGGUGGGGCCCACCGUUUUGAUUGUAGACAGUACGAGCACCAGACUGGCGGUUUUGAUGAGUCGUAUGUUUAUUUGAGAGAAAAAGUGGUGGAAGAAGGACCGUUUGAUGGGGUUUUGGGGUUUUCACAAGGGGCGGCUAUGGCGGCUUGUGUUGCUUUGAAAGGUGAGAUGGGUUUUAGAUUUGUGAUAUUGUGUUCGGGGUAUUUUGGUAAUUUUGGGGAGUUUGGUGAGGGGGGUUUGAUUAAGUGUCCUUCGCUUCAUAUAUAUGGGAGUGAUAAUGGGAAAGAUAGACAAAUAGGGUUUGAUGAGAGUAGAAGACUUGCUUUGAUGUUUGAGGAGGGGUGUUCGGUUAUGGUGGAACAUGAUUUUGGUCAUAUUAUCCCUACAAAGUCACCGUAUAUUGAUACGAUUAAAGAUUUUCUUCAACGAUUUCUUUAGGAGCUGUUUGGUAACCUCUGAAUCAGUCUGCAUUCAACAUGUUUGAUACAGCUAAAAUGGUGAAACGUCAUUGUAUCAUGUUGUGUAACGAAUUAAACUUAUCUAAUUAUUUGAUACAAAUGUUAUGUUAGUUCAAUUGACUUGGAA
Lactuca sativa (garden lettuce) is the source of this 2194-nucleotide messenger RNA. Its product is annotated as rhodanese-like domain protein. Lineage: Eukaryota; Viridiplantae; Streptophyta; Magnoliopsida; Asterales; Asteraceae. The record is from RefSeq and is a predicted model, not a curated record.